Ixodes scapularis (black-legged tick) is the source of this 921-nucleotide messenger RNA. RefSeq lists its product as uncharacterized. NCBI's taxonomy places the organism in Eukaryota, Metazoa, Arthropoda, Arachnida, Ixodida, Ixodidae. The record is from RefSeq and is a predicted model, not a curated record. Bases 77 to 781 code for a protein of 234 amino acids. The transcript has 2 exons.
UAAACGCUAAAAAGUUUCUCCUCUAUAUGGCUACAAGUGAUGGAUUGAACUUACUGUGUUUCAGGACCUCUCAGAUAUGGUUGAGGAAGCUACUGGGAACCAACUGAGUCCACUUUUUUUUUUGACGGACUUUGAGCAGGCUGCAAUGAACGCGAUCCAGAAGGUCUUGCCAGACACAAAGCGCCACGGGUGCUUGUUUCACUUAGGACAAGCCAUCUACAAACACGUACAAGAAUACAAGCUGCAACCUCGGUAUAACCGCGACAAGAGCUUCGCGACGUCCGUGCGGAUGUUGACGGCACUGGCUUUUUUGCCAUACGAGAGGAUCAGAGAGGCCUACCUCGAAAUCAGCGCAACGUUCCCACCAGAGGCUGCUGAGCUGCUCCGAUGGUUCGAGGACUACUAUGUCCUUGGGAAAACCAAGGAAAGGCUGGGCAUCCGGCUGAGAAGCCCACCCCUGUUCAGCCCCGAUUUGUGGUCGGUGGAAGAGCUGGUGCGAAACAAGCUGCCCCGUGGUACCAACGGUGCAGAGGCAUGGCACCGGAGGCUUGGUGUGCUGAUGCGCAUUGCACACCCUCCCCUCUACCAGUUCCUGUCGGUGCUCAGGGGUGAGCAGCAGGAGACAAAAGCCCUCAUGGAACUGGUGCGAGGGGGGGGCAAGCUGCCAGCAGCCCGCCAAGCCACAGUCGAACGCGAAAAAAAAAUCAGGGCAGUGUUUGAGCGACGAGGAGAGCUCCCAGUGCGCGAGUACCUAGAGGUCAUGAGUAAUGCUCUCCUCUAAGCCACACAGGCAUAUGGUUCAGAAAAGAAAGGGCCGAUGGCUUAUUUAUUUAUUUUUUUACAUUUUUUUUAGCAAAAUGCUUUUUACUCCUUUGUUCCUUCUAUGUUGCUGUAAUUUAUCAUAGGGCACUGGUUUUCACA